AUUGGUUGCUAUGUACGACUCGAUUACAAGAGAUCAGACGAAUAGUUGGGUAUUUUCCUAUUAAUUUUAUAUUGAAAAACACACCAAAGGUUAAUUAACAUUUAAUUUAAAUAAUAAAGCAUUAAAUUAGUAUGUCAAAGACGGAGAAUAGUGGAAAGAAGAAAAACCUGUUACAGCGUACAGCCGAUAAAUUAGGAAGAAAAAAGAAGAAAAAAUCCAAAACUGGUAAAUCAGCUGCAAAAGAGAAAUCCGAUAGUAAUGAUAUCGAAUCUGGUAGAUCUACAGAAAUAGAUUUUACUUGCGAAAAUGAACCGGAAACUCUAGUAUCCUCUAAGAAAUUACAUAAUAAACCUGUUAUUAAAAAAGAUGGACAAUCAAAGAAAAUUUCAACUGAAGCAGAUUCCAAUCGAAAAUCCAAAUACGCUUCCAUUCCCGUAACUACUGUGUCAACAAUAACAAAAACGCUGUCACCAACCUCAGCGCCUGCAAGUACGACGACCACUUCCAAUAAUAGAGCCAAAUUCUCCCUAGACACGCUAAGAUGGGAAGGAAAAUUGGGUGAUCCGGUUGCGGAGGAUAAGCGCAUCGAGGAUUAUAAGGAGAAAAGGAGACGCAGAUACGAAGAGGCUGCCUAUAAAUUGGGUGUACUAUCUGUAAAUUCUAUUAAUCCUGCUCAAGAAGUACAAAAAGUUAAUCUACCUGGAUUAACAAUAUCGCAACAAGCCGAUUCAAAACUUAAUAGAUCAGUUCAAUCCGUAAAUUUGCCAUCUCUCGUUAAUCAUACGCCAAUUUCUUCGUAUUAAAUGCCUUUAUUCUUAAUAUAAUUAAUUCUUAUUUUCUUUUGUUUUAUAAAUAAAACAAUAAUCAAUUGCUGCUUCACCUAAUUAACAGGAUCAUGCGAUAUUUUAGAUAUUUGUUGUUAAUGUCAGAUCUUCUCCCUUCUCUCUCUCUCCCGUCCAGCUCAUUGAUCAAUCUUAUUCAUGAUUAAUAAGAUUAAACUUUCCUCCUAAUGGUAGGAUGGAAGGAGGUAAGAAAAGGGACAGACAGACAGAGAGAGAAAGAGAGAGAGAGAG
Messenger RNA from Dimorphilus gyrociliatus, 1073 nucleotides. The record is from the annotation of a GenBank genome assembly. NCBI's taxonomy places the organism in Eukaryota, Metazoa, Annelida, Polychaeta, Dinophilidae.